Messenger RNA from Linnemannia hyalina, 1491 nucleotides. Lineage: Eukaryota; Fungi; Mortierellomycota; Mortierellomycetes; Mortierellales; Mortierellaceae. The record is from the annotation of a GenBank genome assembly.
AUGGAUAAGACAAUAGCCUCAUCCAAGGACGGGCCCGACUCUGCUGCCGCGUCUCUCGCAGGCCUGGCAUUUGAGAUCUUGGGCGACUUGCUGGAUGAAAUCGUGCUGGAUGUGGUGUCUGAAGCCCAUAGGGAGGUCAAGAACAUGCGGACGGUGUUGGUCCGGGCGGGUCAGGAUAUUUUCGGUCAGAAUCCACAGCCCAGUAACUCUCAGACGUUCGAUUGCGUACAUUGUCAGCGAUCUUUCCCAGCACAACGCUACGCACCUCAUUUGGAGAAGUGCCUGGGACUUGCUGGAAGAUCAUCAAGCCGAGCUGCUAGUCGUCGGAUGGGCGCUGAAAGGGCUGGAUCAGGAUCGCCCUUCACACCUGUGAGCUACUCCGAUGACCGAGAAGCGAGUGACUCGGAUAAGGACCUCAUUGAGAAGAAACGUAAGGCGCGCGCGGGCAAGAAGAAUGCGUUGAAAGACAACUUUCAAUCCAAUGGCAAUACAAGCGGAGCAAACGGUGGCGCUGACUAUGUCACUCCAAGUCCGGCCAAGUCUUCAAGUUCGAAGGUCAAGAAGCAGAAACAGACGGAUUCUUCAGAUUACCCUGCAAAACCACCCAAGUCCUCUCUUUUGGCAAAAUCGCACAAGUCAGGAAGCUCGACAAAGUUGAAGGGGCUUGGACUACACGCGCCAUCUUCGACAGCAGCAGCACCUCGGGACCCAACGCCUGUCGGAGAAAUCUCAUUGGGGUUCCUGGAAGACAGCCUUCUUCUUGCCAAUGGAAGGAGUCUUCAGAAUGGCAGUGGCGGCGGAGGCAACGAGAACGGCAAUGGCGCCGCCACUGCCACCGCUGCUGUAUCGACGACGGCAACAACGACAGGCACGACUCAGAAACUGUCGAGCUCGAAUCCCAAGCGUGCUUCGGGAGGAGGUGUCAGUUCAUCCAAGCGUCCGCCAGGUUCAUCGGGUCCGUCAAGCAAAAAUGGGCAAGUUUUAUCGUUUUAUGACAGCUUGAGGGCGAUCGGAAGUCCGGAAGGUGCCAGCAGUGACGAUGAAGACUACAGCAUCAAAAACAACACCACCGCCAAUCACUACAACAAUAACGGUGAUGCUGAUUACGAUGGCGUCAAUACGUACAAGAAAAGGAAGAGCAACAGGGAUAAUAAUCGCCGUAAAACGAAGAAGGGCAAAAGGGAUCUUUCAUUUGAUGACGACGAGGACUACGGCGACGGUGAUGAUGGCGAGAGUAUCGACAGAGAUAAGGACAAAGGGAACGACUACCAAGGUGGCUACGACGAGGACCUCAUGGAGGUUGAUGAGCAUGCUCGAUAUGGUGGUGGUGGCAUGGUGGGUGUCCCACAAUCAUCAUCCUCCUCCUCCUACUCGUCCUCUUCAAAAGCAUCAUCUCAACGCCUCCCUCCGCUUGUUCUUAGACUCAAGAAAUCCUCGGCCUACUCUGGAGCUUCUACCGAUGCGCUUGACAUGGAAUUCAUCGGUAAAUGA